GUUUCUCCAGCUAUCCCUUGACAAAGUGCCCAGAGAUCGAUCAUCAAGCAAAAUGCAGGCUUCACUUUUAUCCAUCAGUUCCUAUACUUUCUACAUUCUUCUUGCUUGUGCCGCCUUAUCAAUAGUCGUGGUUGUCAGUGAAUUGAUUGCGAAGGUUUCGGUGAAAAUUAAGUGUGUGAGUGAUGAUCGCAAAAACAAGAAGCUGUUGAAACGGGCACCAGGACCUCGACCACUCCCCAUAAUUGGAAACCUUGCUGUUUUGGAUGGCUAUGAAGUUCCCUAUCAAGCCUUCUCUGAUCUGGCUGAAAAAUAUGGACCAAUUAUAUCGCUGCAACUGGGACAAGUUCCAGCGAUCGUCGUUAAUGGAAUCGAAAACAUCCGCGAGGUCCUCAUAAACAAAACCUCUCAUUUCGAUAGUCGUCCCAACUUCCGGAGAUAUCACCAGCUCUUUUCCGGAAACAAGGAAAACUCACUUGCCUUUUGCGAUUGGUCUGACGUUCACAAGCAGCGCCGAGAAAUGUUGGUUCCGCAUACCUUCCCAAGAAAUUUCUCUGAACGUUUCCUCCAACUUGAUACCAUCAUUACUGACGAGCUAAAUGAAAUGCUUACUAAAAUCGAUGCAACUGAAUUCUCGGCUGGUUUUCCAAUCAAACAGAUGAUCUUGAAGCACACCUGCAAUAUAUUUGCACAAUAUUUCUGCUCCAGGCGAUUCGAAAACGAAGACCCAAAGUUUGAUAAAUUCAUAUCCAACUUCGAUAAAAUCUUCUAUGAAGUGAACCAAGGCUACGCCGCUGAUUUCCUACCUUUCUUAAUGCCUCUACACUCAAAAAACCUAAAACAAAUGGAAACUUGGUCGCAUGAGAUUCGCUGCACCCUUCUUGAGAAGAUCAUCGGAAAUCGAUUUGAAGAAACUCCAGAGGAGCGCGACUACGUCGAUUGCCUGAUCAGCCACGUCAAGAAUGCCGAACCCAUUAUGGAUUGGAAUGCAGCAAUGUUUGCUCUAGAAGAUAUUGUGGGAGGACACUCAGCAGUUGGGAAUUUUACAAUGAAAGUGCUUGCAUAUCUUAUUCAGAAUCCUGAAGCUCAGACAAAAAUACAGCAGGAAAUAGAUGCUGUUUUACAUGAGACCGGUGCUACCGUGGUUAAUCUCAAGGACAGAAAAGCCAUGCCUUACACCGAAGCUGUUAUUAUGGAGGCAUUGCGGUUGAUUGCAUCCCCCAUCGUCCCGCAUGUGUCCAACCAGCACAGCACCAUUGGUGGUUACGAUGUCGAGCCCAACACUCUAAUCUUCCUGAACAAUUAUGACCUCAGCAUGUCCCCGCACCUUUGGCAAAAGCCAGAAGAAUUCAAACCAGAAAGAUUCCUACAAAAUGGGCGUCUAACGAAGCCUGACUUUUUCUUGCCAUUUGGUGGUGGUCGCCGUUCAUGCUUGGGCUACAAAAUGGUCCAAUUCAUCAGCUUCGCCACUAUUGCCAACAUCCUGAAGGACUUCACAAUGUCACCAGUAAAUGGACACGAUUACAGAAUUCGUGCUGGUACACUUGCAGCUCCUGAAGAUCCUUUCCGGAUUUGCUUUACUCACAGAAACGCAACAAAAUUGUUACAUUAGGAUAACGAGGAUUCACGAUCACUUUCCAUCGCACAGCGUACUUGCAACUCUAAGACAGAAUUUGACUGCGGGAGGUAGAAGGACAAAUAGUAUUAACAUUUUAUGAUAUCGUGGACACGGGAUAAUAAGAUAAUCUCGAAUUUUGUAUUAGAGUUCUUAGGCCGUAAGUGCAGUAUAUCGUAACCACACUGUAUUAUUAUUCGCAAGAAAGUAUUGUUAUCUUGCUUUGUAUUAACCGCUAUUUCUGUGAUUG
Hermetia illucens (black soldier fly) is the source of this 1862-nucleotide messenger RNA. Its product is annotated as cytochrome P450 307a1-like. The record is from RefSeq and is a predicted model, not a curated record. The coding region runs from base 53 to 1609 and encodes 518 amino acids. NCBI's taxonomy places the organism in Eukaryota, Metazoa, Arthropoda, Insecta, Diptera, Stratiomyidae. The transcript has 3 exons. Gene Ontology annotation, molecular function: oxidoreductase activity, acting on paired donors, with incorporation or reduction of molecular oxygen; iron ion binding; heme binding.